CACCAGUUUCUAAUCAUCCGACGGUCGAUAUUAGGCGGCUGCAUCAAUUUACCAGCGUCAAAGGCGCAGAGGAAACGCCAAGAAGGAUUUAUACAUCAGAUUCACCGGGGAAACAAGAGAAAAGGGCGAACCCACCAGCUCGAAGCUUCUCCAACCCCGAGAAGCCGAACCCGUAGUAGCUAAAGCAACCAGCUCAACCCCGUACUCCAGAACUCUGCCUGCCACUGACACAGGCGCUGCACUCCGUACUUCCUUCGCUUCUGAUAGAGACGUAAAUCAAGUAUGGGAGACAGUGAGACAGCAGUCGCCCCCGAGCAUAUGGUUACUGAAUAUGCCUCAGCUGGCUAUAACAAUACAAUUCCGAACCUGAGUGCUUAUGCUUCUGAAACUUCCGAAGGAGGGUAUGGAGCUCCUGCAGCUGCAUCGGAAGCAGGUUACAGUAUGCCAACUGGUGUGAGUGCAGCAGCUGAUGGAAGUGCGUAUGGUGCAGAUCCUAAUUCCGUUUUGCAUGAUGCGCAUGGGAAUGCUUAUCAGGCCAAGAAUACUACUGGAGUGGCACCGGCCACCGAACAUGCGCCUGCAUCUGUAAAUGGAAACAUAGGUGGUGAAGGGAAACCUCUGACAACAGUUGAGAAUGGGAGUUCUGCAGAUGAUAUGGGUGCGGCAGCUACUACGCAACAGUCAUUGGAUGGUUCUGUUCCUGCAACAUCACCUGAAGAGGAUCGGUUGUGGAACACUGUUAAGGCCAAUUCAUUGGAUUUUGAUGCAUGGACUGCAUUGAUAGAUGAAACUGAGAAGGUCGCAUGGGACAAGAUACUAAAAAUUAGAAGAGUUUAUGAUGCUUUCUUGGCUGAAUUUCCAUUGUGCUAUGGUUAUUGGAAAAAGUAUGCUGAUCAUGAGGCACGCCUGGGUGACAUGGACAAAGUAUUGGAGGUGUAUGAGAGAGCUGUUCUGGGGGUGACAUAUUCAGUGGAUAUUUGGUUGCAUUAUUGCACAUUCGCCAUUAGUACAUAUGGUGAUCCAGAGACUAUUAGAAGGUAAUAUGAGUAGAUUUUUUACUGGGUGAUUUUCAUUCUAGGUUGCUCCUUUGAGUGAUUUCUUGUGUCAUGAGGUUGUAGCAUUUUCUUUUUUGGUGUUCUCUAACAUUAUUUCAGUCUGCCUGCAACAGUGAUCCUCAUGUAAUGGCGAGUGGUGUGAUGGGAAUGAGUAAAAAAUGCAUUUUUUAUGUGCAAACCUUGAUUAUGGGGUUUCACUAUUGGUUUCUGUUUCAGAGUUUCUUAGGUCGUUCCUUUUCGGUUUUUGUUUUCCCUUUCCCCGUCCCUUAAUACCUUUUCUCCGUUGUUGGAAGGUUUGCGUCAUAGUAAAUAGUAGUUUGUAAACCAUGGCUUUCUUAAACAUUGACACUCUGAAGUGCAUCAAUAUGCAAAAUGCUGCUGGGAAGAUCCCGUCCUGUUAAAAGGACUGAGAUGGCCUGAUUCAAUGCUCCCUUUCAGACAUAGUAUGGGUUUUAUCGGGAAGGCUUUUUGAACGAGGGUUAACAUAUGUUGGAACAGAUUAUUUGUCUUCUCCGCUUUGGGACAAAUACAUUGAAUAUGAGGAAAUGCAUUCAGAGUGGGCCCGGGUUGCAUCAAUAUACACCAGAAUACUGGAGAUCCCAAAUAAACGUCUGGAUGAUUAUUUUAAUAGGUUUAAGGAAUUUGCUGCAAGUCGACCUCUGUUGGAAUUAAGAUCUGCAGAGGAAACUUCUGCUCCUCCGUCUGGUCAUUCUGAGAAUGGUAGCCAAGCAAGUGAAGGAGUUGUUCAUCCUAAUGAACAAGAAGACUCUUCUAAACCUGUAAAUGCUGGCUUAACAGAAGCAGAGGAGUUGGAGAAGUAUAUCGCGCUUAGAGAAGAGAUGUAUAAGAAAGCUAAAGAGUUCGAUUCUAAGAUCUCUGACUUCGAAAAUGCUAUCAGGAGGCCCUACUUUCAUGUGCGGCCUCUAAAUGUUGCAGAGCUUGAAAAUUGGCAUAAUUAUUUGGAUUUCAUCGAAGGACAAGAUGAUCUGAAUAAGCUACGUAGUAUCGGCUGCUUCUUGUGCUUUAUUGGCUAAACCGUUGGAUGAAGCAACUUUUUAAACGGGAAAUUGAACUGAGGCUAAAGCCUGGGGUCUUCGAUUUGGUUUCUAUAAGGCUAAGUACUUCAAACCCUCACAUUUGUUAGUGGACAUUCUAGGUUCAUGUAUGUGUUAAAUUAUUCUUCUUCUUAAAACAAAUAUGUUAUGAAUGCAGGUAUCUUCUUGUCUCCUUAAGAAUCUAUCUCAGCAUGGAGGGUCCCUCCUUUGGUAUUUGAGGGGCCUUUCUGUUCACCGAUGGAGUAUUUCUUAUGCAUUACUCUUUUGUGCUUUGAUCCUUUCUGUACCUUGUUUACGUACCCCUACAUGUCCCAUAGUUCAUGAUGUUUGGAUUUUUGUGGAUCAGGUUGUCAAAUUAUAUGAAAGGUGCCUAAUUGCCUGUGCAAAUUAUCCCGAGUAUUGGACACGCUAUGUCUUGUGCAUGGAAGCCUGUGGAAGUAUGGAUAUAGCUGAUAACGCUCUUGUUCGUGCAACUGAAGUAUUUGUAAAGAGACAGCCAGAUAUUCAUCUAUUUGCUGCCCGAUUUAGAGAGCAGAAUGCAGAUAUACCUGGUGCUCGGGCAGCAUAUGAACGAGUGCACACUGAGAUUGCACCUGGGCUUUUAGAAGCAAUCAUUAAGCAUGCAAACAUGGAAUAUCGGCUUGGGAAUCUUGAAACUACUUUCUCUUUAUAUGAACAAGCCAUUGCCAUUGAAAAAGGGAAAGAUCAAUCCCAGGUGCUGCCAAUGUUGUAUGCACAAUAUUCUCGAUUUGUGUAUCUGGCUUCUGGAAAUGCGGAGAAAGCAAGGGAAAUUCUAGUUACAGCUCUCGAUCAUGUCCCAUUUUCCAAACCCCUACUUGAGGCGCUUAUACAUCUGGAGUCAAUUAUGUCCCUUCCAAAACGAAUUAACUACUUAGAUUCCUUGGUUGACAAGUUCAUUGCACCUAGUUCUGAUAGUACUGCAAGCCCUGUGGAGAGGGAAGAGCUAUCGUGCAUUUUCCUAGAGUUCUUAAGUGUAUUUGGGGAUGUACAAUCAAUCAAGAAGGCUGAAGACCGUCAUGCUAAGCUCUUUUUGCCCCAUAGGAGCAAAUCAGAGUUGAAGAAGCGUCAUGCUGAGGAUUACUUGUCCUCGGAUAAGAGCAAAGUCGCAAAAUCUUACACUGAUUCUGCUUCACCUGCACAAUCUGUGAUGGGUGCAUACCCAAACGCACAACAAACCCAGUGGCCAGCUGGUUAUGGUGUACAACCUCAAGGUUGGCCUCCGGCUACCCAGGCACAGCCACAGGUUCAACAGUGGGGACCAGGCUAUACACAACCUGCCUAUGGUGCAUAUGGCGGAGCAGCGUAUGGAGGCAGCUACCCGGCUUCGCAGGUGCCCACAUCUGUUGCGCCAACUGCUGCAUACGGUGCUUAUCCUCCUACCUAUCCUCCCCAGCAGCCGCAGCAGGCAGCGGCAGCAGCAGCAGCAGCCGCGUUUCCUCAGCAGACCUAUGCUCAACCGGCCGGGGCAGCAGCGUUAGCACCGGCUCAGCAGCCAGCUGCAGUUCCACAGCCCUAUUAUGGGAGUUACUACUGAAGCAGCUGCUGAUUGGCUUUUUUUGAACUCCCCUCUUGUCAUUGAAUUUAAUGUAACAGUGGGGGCUGGAGGGGAGUUUUUGAACUAGUGACCGGGGAGAGUGUAGCUCAGAUACAGAAAGAGAGAGGCCUAGGAAAGGCGAGAAAUAUGACCAAAUCUCAUCAGUUGUAGAGUAUUCAGUUCGUAGCUGGUAUACUUUCACAUGUGUUUUGAAUUUUUUUUUAUUUUAAAGAGCUCGGCCUUGUUUUGUUGGUUUUAUUACCCUAUGCGGUCCUCUGCUGUUCAUUGAUCCCAUCCCUGGUUGGCAAUUCUGCCGAAUCCAUACGGUAUUUUACUAUCCUAACUCAAUUACGUGGUGAGUGGUAAAUAGAUGGGUAGAUGUAUGUUGAUAGGUACACUUA
Molecule: messenger RNA, 4066 nt
Organism: Linum tenue
Lineage: Eukaryota; Viridiplantae; Streptophyta; Magnoliopsida; Malpighiales; Linaceae
Source: the annotation of a GenBank genome assembly